AUGAAGGUCACCUACAACCUCAGUGGCGUGACACAGGCCCUGGAGAAGAUCCUUGCGGAUAAUGGGGUCAACUCGAUUCAACAGCGCAUGAAGGUGAAUCCCAACGAUGGCUCCUAUGACCUGGAUUAUAACCUCAGCCUUGCUAAACUGAUCAAGACCAGGAGGCGCCUUCCGGCUGGCACACCACAGACACUGACACACCCUCUUGGGAAGUAUAUAUCUACAAGUUGGACGUAUGCAACAGAUUCGACCCUAGAGAUGAAGCCGAAGAUCAUGAUCCGCCUCGACAACGGCUGGGAUUUGGGCGCCCAGAGGAUCUUAUCGUCGUAUUCUCCUACCCUUUCUCGACGAGCACGCGACGCCGUUGGCGCUGCAGUCCAGCCUGGGCCAGUGCAGUCGGCCUACUCCAAACCCCUACUGGUGGUGGAUACCAACUGGCCCGAGUCUUGCCCAAACACCGACACUGCUUUCCCCGCCAACCUGAGGCCGAUUUCCUUCUCCGGACAGAAGACGCUCUUGCAGCAGGUGGCCGCGGCGGUGGAGGACACCACUGAGGGCGUGGGACUGUACUACUGGAAACCGGCCUGGGUGGACAAUGCGGGGCUAGGGCCCAGCUGCAUCGACUACCAUAGCUCCCAGGUACGGGAGAGUGUGACGGUGUUUAGGUUCAUUUAG
Aspergillus tanneri is the source of this 675-nucleotide messenger RNA. RefSeq lists its product as uncharacterized. The record is from RefSeq and is a predicted model, not a curated record. Lineage: Eukaryota; Fungi; Ascomycota; Eurotiomycetes; Eurotiales; Aspergillaceae. Bases 1 to 675 code for a protein of 224 amino acids. Gene Ontology annotation, molecular function: glucosidase activity. Gene Ontology annotation, biological process: pectin catabolic process. The transcript is spliced from 4 exons.